Molecule: messenger RNA, 1752 nt
Organism: Cyprinus carpio (common carp)
Lineage: Eukaryota; Metazoa; Chordata; Actinopteri; Cypriniformes; Cyprinidae
Gene: sack1a
Product: scaffolding CK1 anchoring protein A
Biological process (GO): epidermal growth factor receptor signaling pathway
Source: RefSeq, a predicted model, not a curated record
AACAACAUGAACCUUGUAAGUAAUGGAUUGUCAGUGCAGUGUUACUUUAUGCCAAAGCUGAUGGGAAAAAUGAGAAGAAGAGUUCAGGAGAUGAGAAACCCAAACACUAUGGUGUCUUCAGUAGAUCUGAGUCACAACGAGAGCACACGACUGGCUAUGGAUGCUCUUUUGGAUAGAGGGAUUGAUGGAUACCAGGAAGUGCUGAACAAAGAGAAUGAAGCAAACUUUCUGUCAGCGGAGGAGAAAACAUAUAUCUUAAACAACAUUAAAAAGCCUCUCACUGACAAUGAAGAGACAGACAGGGAUAAAGAGAUGUCCGGUUCUCCGUCAGUUUCUUCUGAGACAUACUUUCCUGCAGUCACAGAGAGUGAGCCUCCAGUUCUUGACUACGGCUGGCCAGCGGCUGACUGGAGUUACCAUCUCCAAGGGAUUCCCAGUGUGGAAGUGUUCUUCCACUCGACGAUAUCAUUUUCCAUGAAAGACCUGCUGCGGGAACUCAUCAGGCAAGCAACUAAAGUUUUGGCGAUAGUUAUGGACACAUUCAGCGAUGUGGAGAUUUUCUGUGACAUACUGGAGGCGAUAAGAAAGCGAAAUGUGUCCGUCUAUCUCCUUCUGGACCACACCAAUUUACAGCUGUUUCAGGACAUGUGUGAAAAUUUAAAAAUCAACAAGUCUCAUCUUACUAGAAUGUCCAUUCGUAGUGUUCAAGGUGAAACAUACUGUGCCAAAUCGGGCAGAAAGUUCACUGGACAGAUGAAAGAGAAAUUCAUCAUUGUGGACUGCACAAAAGUGCUGGUCGGCUCAUACAGUCUCACCUGGCUGUCCUGGCAGGUUCACAGAAGCUUGGCCGUACUCUUCAAAGGCAGUGGGGUUAAACCUUUCGACCUGGAGUUUCGCAGACUCUAUGCAAUUUCUGAACCUAUCCCAGGAUUUACCUACCACACAUCAGAUCUCGAUGAUCUCUGCAUACCCUUUGAGAAACUCCAGAUCCCAAUGCACCCGGCAGGAACUGCUGGAAACACUCCAGACCACCUACAGCAGAAACCUCUUAAGCCCAGGACCUGGAGUUUCCCGACAGCUCCUGUCCUGGUCAGACAAACCAGCUAUCCAAACGUCACCACUGUACCGCAAAGAUCUCAAUGGCUUCCACGGAGGAACACAAUCCAUCACCCCAUUGCUUAUCAGCCCCCACUAUUCAACGAUUAUAAUAUGAGGAGCCAACCUUGGCGUCCAAUACAUGGCAAUCACAUCAACAGUGGCAUUCCUGCAACUUCCCACUGGUGCUAGAGCAGGUUAUUUUAAUGCUUUAGUUGGUAGAUUGUAUUAGUAGAUGUAGAAAUUUUUAUUUAUUUUAGCACAUUCAACUUUAUUCUGCUCUGUGACAGUAAAAUCACCAAUAAGAGAUUCGCAUUCAUUUAUAAAAGUACAAUCAAUAUUCAAAUUAUUCAUAUGUCUCUCCAGAGGUCUGUGCAUGGAUAAAGCUGGAGUCUUCUCUUGCAUUUUAGUGUGGAGUUUGUUCCACCACCUUUCAUCAAAUUCUUUAAUAUAAAGUCCUGAUAAACUCUCUCCAUCUUGGUUUUCUUCUCUCAUCUUCUCUGGAUUGAGGUUUUCUGCCAUUGCCUAGAUCAGAAUAAAAGAAAUCAGUUUCUAAUGUGAGACCAUGAAUGUCCAUUACAAAUGUUUGGGAGAGUUGUGUAAGAGAUGUGCAAUUCUGUUAUGUAUACAUUUAGAGAAUAAACUAGUUUUCUUUGA